This is a messenger RNA of Adineta steineri, 537 nucleotides long. Lineage: Eukaryota; Metazoa; Rotifera; Eurotatoria; Adinetida; Adinetidae. The record is from the annotation of a GenBank genome assembly.
AUGCUCGGUAGUAUCCUCAAAUUCACAUUGUCUUUUAGUGUUUUAUUCUUAUUCAUUACUCUUCUUUGGCAAUCUUCAAUCGCCGAUGCUUUACCGGUUUUGGCAACUGAUUACAACAUGGAUAAAUCAAAUGAUGAUGCAGCACAUUUGAUGGCUGCUGAUAGUUUUACGGGUGCGCCUGCAAUAAAACACUCAUUUCACACAGGUGUCAAUCAACCUAUGUUGAUUGACCGCUUUCAUUCACUUUCGCCCAAGCGUUACUUUAAAAAAAAACCCCAUUCUAAUAAUAAAAAAUUCUCAUCAAAUCUUUUUCAAUCGACAGGCACACAUCACAAUCAAAAUGGUCGAGCUAAUAAACGAAUGAAGGCAGCAAUUGACAAUCGUCUUAAACGUUUUCGUAUGCUUGAUCAAGAUGAAUUCCAAGAAAUGCUCAAAUCAAUGAGUCAACAAACAACUGAUGAACAAUCGAAAGCAUCAAAUGGAAUGGACGCUAUUGGUGGUAUGCAACUUGCAAGUAUGUUUAAUCAAUUAUUCUAA